GCGGAUCAGACCUCAGACUGUGACAGACCGUGACCCAGAGCAGAGCCCACGUCAGAGAUCUCCCUCGGACCACGAUGAAGCCUUUCGUCCUUCUUGUGUUUGUGGUUCCGGUCCUGUCGGCGGGCCCGGGCUGCGGACCGUGUGACCCGGCUCAGUGCGCUCCUCUCCCGGCGGGUGGAUGCCCCGGCGGCUCUCUGCUGGAUCCCUGCGGCUGCUGCUCCGUCUGCGCCGCCGCGGAGGGAGAGAUGUGCGGCGGCCGCCGCGCGGCAGCGCGCCGCUGCGGCUCCGGACUGGAGUGCGUCAAAAGCGACGAGGACAAGAAGAACAAGGUGGGAGUCUGCGUCUGUAAGUCCAACUACGAGGUCUGCGGGACCGACGGGCUGACGUACAGGAGCGGCUGCGCACUGAAGAGCGCCAGCCUGGCAGCCCAGACCCAGGGCAAAGCUCCCAUCCACGUCCAGAACAAGGGGCGCUGUGCUACAGCUCCAGUCAUCGUCACUCCUCCAGGUGAAGUCUACAACGUGAGCGGCUCUCAGGUGUACCUGAGCUGUGAGGCCGUGGGUGUGCCCACACCUGUCCUCACCUGGAAGAAGGUCCUCAGUGGGAAGAAGAAGAUGGAGCUUCUUCCUGGAGACAGAGACAAUCUGGCGAUUCAGACCAGAGGAGGACCAGAGAAGCAUGAAGUGACGGGCUGGGUGCUGAUCUCUCCUCUGACCCAAGAAGAAGAAGGAUCGUACGAGUGUCACGCCACCAACUCUAAAGGUGAAGCUUCGGCCGUGGGAGCCAUCCACGUGGUCCAGUCCAUCGAUGACAUCACCGUGAAGACAGUGACGAAGGAAGAUGAACUGUGAUCAGCUGAUCAGAGAUCAGUGCAGACCUUGGUCAAACAGCUGGAGCUGAUGCGACGCUUUGAAAGUUUAAAGUUUAAACCUUCGCAGCUUUUUUCUCUUUUUCUUUUAAGAUUAAAACUUUUUGCUAAAAUAAAUUUUUCUUCUUUUAACAUUUUAUAGUUUUUUUUCUUUAUUAACAGCAACUGAAAUCAAUCAGACUGGUUACCAUAGCAACAGCACUGAUUGAUCAAACGUUCUCAGCUCAGUUUGUUUUCAACAGAAAAAAAUACUUUGAACAAAUGAAAAUAUCUUCGUUUUUCUCUUAAUAAAAUGAAAUGUCACUGACA
Toxotes jaculatrix (banded archerfish) is the source of this 1177-nucleotide messenger RNA. RefSeq names its product insulin-like growth factor binding protein 7 (gene igfbp7). Gene Ontology annotation, molecular function: insulin-like growth factor binding. Bases 75 to 851 code for a protein of 258 amino acids. The transcript is spliced from 5 exons. Gene Ontology annotation, cellular component: extracellular region. Gene Ontology annotation, biological process: regulation of cell growth; regulation of signal transduction. The record is from RefSeq and is a predicted model, not a curated record. NCBI's taxonomy places the organism in Eukaryota, Metazoa, Chordata, Actinopteri, Toxotidae.